Molecule: messenger RNA, 201 nt
Organism: Caenorhabditis remanei
Lineage: Eukaryota; Metazoa; Nematoda; Chromadorea; Rhabditida; Rhabditidae
Exons: 2
Coding region: 1-201 (66 amino acids)
Source: RefSeq, a predicted model, not a curated record
AUGACAGGUAAGACGGCGGCAAGAGUCAAGGGACCAUAUAGGAACGGAUCCAUGGGGGAGGAAGGGGCACCAUGGUGUGAAUGGAUUGAACGGAAACGGAUGGGUGUCAUCGAACAGGACAUCGAUUCGAAAGGUGACAAAAGAUUCAUGGGAAUUGAAGAGGAGGGAAAGGAUAAAAGAACGGAGGAGGGCGAGGUGUGA